UUCUGCUGGUUUAAUUUGAAAAUGAAUUAAUUAGCGGUGCUUUGUUUUUUUAAAUGCUGACGAUCAAGUAAACAACGACAUUUAUUACAUAUUACUGUUAGUUUUUCCCAGAUGUAAUAAAAAUACGAGAGAGAGCAAGUUGCGCUUCGAUUAUUGCGAAAUACGGACAGAAUGUCGUUUUCAUGGAGCUGUGUAUUGAGUUCUCGGUUAUGUGUCCAAAUCUUUGCUGCUCCUUCCAGUGUUAUUCACGUGCGAUGGGCCAGCAAUAAAGUCAAUCCCAAAGAAUUAGAGAAAGCCACUGAAUUUUAUCCUGAUAUAGAACCCAAAAGCGAUCUUGCGAGCGCUUUGAGCCGUGGAGAAGAUGGUGAAGGACCGUGGACGUUUACCAGCUUUGACGGAGAAGUUUAUGACAAGGAGAGGAUAGCGCGGGAUGUAUCACGCAUGGCUCCUCAUCUCCGAGAUCGUAUGGCGCAUGUCAACAAGCCACCAAAGAACUACUUCAAAUUCCAGAAUUCUGCACAGUAUAUGCGUCAACAAUAUGCGAGGUUUGGCCGAAAAUCCGGAAUCAAGCCGGGAGUAAUGUGGCCAAGUCGGGAAGAGAUCCUUCGUACAAUACAGCGAGAGAAAGAUUUAGGAAUUCCAACGCUGCAGGAGUCCUGGACAGUCGUAUCUGAAAGAAAAAAGAAAACUGAGGAGGAGACGCGCUUAUAUGACGAAGAAGUAGAGCGAAAUAUGGCUAACAUGCCCAAAGAAAUUCGUGCUUUCGAAGAGAAGCAGAGGAAAGUCCAAGAAGCACUGGAAGCUGAGAAGGCUAAGCGCGCCAAACUGAUGGAAGAAGCACGCGAACUCCUUGGUUUUCAAGUGGAUCCGCGCGAUCCUCGCUUUCAGGAGUUAUUGGAACAGAAGGAAAAAGAAGCCAAGAAGCUCGCGAAAGCUCAGAAGAAGAAAGAAAAGGAAGCUAAAGCAAUUGCUAGGUUGACCUCCACUGAGCCGACGUAGUCUUUGUAGCUAUCCGCGCAGUGUAUCUCACGAGUUAUUGGGUCUUCAGCAGGAGAAUGGAAGUGGUGAUGAAUAUUGAUUAGGAAGCUCAGGCGCUUUUUGUUUAAGCCUUGCUUAUGUAUGAUCAUAGUCAUCAUACAUAAAAAAAAUAAAUUCUACAUAAAAAAUUCGACAACUAAAGCGAAUUCGGCAACUGAAGCGUGAUAAUAUUAAAUAUGGAUUUUUAUUUAGAUCGAGCUUGUAAUUGUCCAGUUGUCCAGCAGGC
Paramacrobiotus metropolitanus is the source of this 1264-nucleotide messenger RNA. Its product is annotated as growth arrest and DNA damage-inducible proteins-interacting protein 1-like. The transcript is spliced from 3 exons. Lineage: Eukaryota; Metazoa; Tardigrada; Eutardigrada; Parachela; Macrobiotidae. The coding region runs from base 172 to 999 and encodes 275 amino acids. Gene Ontology annotation, cellular component: nucleus. The record is from RefSeq and is a predicted model, not a curated record.